Molecule: messenger RNA, 1512 nt
Organism: Suillus paluster
Lineage: Eukaryota; Fungi; Basidiomycota; Agaricomycetes; Boletales; Suillaceae
Product: ribonuclease H-like protein
Exons: 1
Coding region: 1-1365 (454 amino acids)
Biological process (GO): DNA replication, removal of RNA primer
Molecular function (GO): nucleic acid binding; RNA-DNA hybrid ribonuclease activity
Source: RefSeq, a predicted model, not a curated record
AUGCCAGCGCAUAGACUUCAGACUCCAACAAGGGGUAGACCGACAAAUGACAGAAAACUCACGAUAUACACAGACGGCUCCUGCACCAACAACGGAAAAGAAAACGCAAAGUGUGGUGGCGGAAUCUGGGUGGGAGAAGACCAUCCCCUAAACCGAGCAAUAAGAAUCCCAGGCCCAGACCAAUCAAACCAGGCGGGCAAAUUAGCAGCCAUACUAGUGGCAUUACAAUCAGUAGACCCCCUAACUCCACUAACAAUAAUAACGGACUCACAAUACGUCAUCAACGGUCUGACUACACACCUGAAAGAAUGGGAAGACCAAGGAUGGAUCGGGAUCACAAAUAGCAAACUAUUUCAAGCUAUGGCAUAUCACCUAAGGCGAAGAUCAGCCUCGACCACCUUUCAAUGGAUCAAAGGACACAACGGGAACCACAGUAACGAGGGAGCAGACCAACUGGCCAAUGCCAGAACACAAAAAAACGACCCAGACACUAUCAACAUGUCUGUACCUCUGGAAUUCGACCUCCAAGGCGCAAAACUAAUGUCUAUGACACAACAAUUAGCAUACAGAGGGAUCUUAGCGAAGACCCACCUGGACUACAAGAAGACGACCCUUAGCCUGCUGGAUAUCACGCGCUACGCCAUUGAAACCGUCUCUAAAACAAUCGAAUCAGAUAAAACUAUAUGGACGAGUUGCAGAAACAAAGACAUCUCCAAAAAGGUACAAAUGUUCCUAUAUAAAACACUUCAAAAUGCAUACAAAGUAGGGGAUUUCUGGCUGCAGAUACCAACCUUCGAACAGCGAGCACGAUGCAGGAUAUGUGACGAGGACUCAGAGUCGAUGGACCACAUCCUCACUCAAUGCAAUAACCCCACAAGAACUACCAUCUGGGAGCUAGCGAAAAAUGUAUGGCCUGAUAAAUAUGAACAGUGGCCAAACAUCACAAUAGGCCUCAUUCUGGGCUGCGGGGCACUCACAUUCCCCCAUGAUCCAACAGACAUCGACCCAAAAAACAAAGCACAUGCCGCAGCCAAAAAGGGAGCAGCAAGACUACUCCGAAUUCUCAUAUCAGAGUCAGCAUAUCUGAUCUGGACCUUAAGAUGUGAGAGAGUCAUAAGGGAAGCCACCACCACAGAAAACAACAUCAUAAAAAGAUGGAUACACGCAAUAGAUAAACGACUGCAGAUAGACAGAGUAAUAGCAACAAAACACAAACGAAACCAGAAAGCAAUCGCGCAAGUCCAAAACACGUGGGCUGACGUAAUAACUAUAGACACACUUCUCCACAAAGACUGGGUGACCACCCUUGAGGUUUUAGUGGGUAUAAAGCUACCCAGGCCCCCGCAGACCGAGGUAACCAGGUAGUAUACGGAGUCCCACACUACUCUACGCAAGUAGAGUGUGCUUAAGUUGCAUUUUUCCUCGGACGACGCCUAGGCGUCGCUAUAAGCGUUUAUAUAGGGCCAGACGGUGUCGGUUGCUAUAUAAUAGACUCGCUUUUCCAAAGCACGU